UUCGUAGGACUUACGAACGUAAUAGAUCUGUGAUUGACAAUAGACAACGACAGCCAGGCGCGAUAGACGAACAGAACACAGAUACAAUUUGCCUGUAACCGCGCUGUUUUAGAUAAAGGACACCCAGAGUGAGUUGUAUUUUUUAUUCCAUCAUCGCAAACAACCGGUUAUCAACUAGUGCCUUCAAUCAGAGUUCAUGAAGAAGUGACGACGCUUUUUACACUUUUACAUUUGGUGCCUGGACGGGACGAUUCAUUGAGUGUCUUUAUGUGACAGUUGAGCUAUUUGUCCGUUUACUUUAGAGAUGGCAGAUUUACCGCUGCCGCAACAGUUGGUUGAUAUAGACCCGGAUUUCGAGCCGCUCUCGAGGCCCCGGUCAUGCACCUGGCCUCUGCCUCGACCAGAGUUCAUCGAACCGGCUUGCUCAAACACAUCUUCACCGGCGCCUUCAGUCAAGCAGGAGCCUGUCGAAUACAUCAGUAACCUCAGUUUUUUAGAAGAGUCAGAGGACUACCCGGAGGAUCAGAAACCGCUCGUUUUGUGCAAUGAUUUUCAGUGCCAGGGGAACUGCAUCCACCCGCAGCAGGAGCAACAACAUCCACAGCAGGUACAGCAUCAGCAGCAGCACCCGUGUCCUCAGCUGCCGCACCAGCAACAGGUGCCCCCGGUCUCAUCCCCCGUCGGGUCGAAUUCGGUGGCCGCCGCCGCAGCCGUGCAGAGGAAAAGCAGCUCGUCGCGUCGGAACGCCUGGGGCAAUAUGUCCUACGCGGACCUCAUCACCAAGGCGAUAGAGAGCUCACCCGAGAAGCGACUCACCUUGUCUCAGAUCUAUGACUGGAUGGUGAAGAGCGUGCCAUAUUUUAAGGAUAAAGGAGACAGUAAUAGCUCAGCAGGUUGGAAGAACUCCAUCCGCCACAACCUGUCCCUCCACAGUCGCUUUGUCCGUGUACAGAAUGAGGGGACGGGGAAGAGCUCCUGGUGGAUGCUGAACCCCGAGGGAGGUAAGAGCGGGAAGUCCCCCCGACGUAGAGCUGCCUCCAUGGACAACAACAGCAAGUUUACCAAGAGCAGAGGGCGGGCUGCCAAGAAGAAGGUGGCUCUCCAGGACGGGGUAGUUGGGGGUGCAGACAGUCCGGGAGGCUCCCAGUACUCCAAGUGGCUCGGCAGCCCCAACUCCCACAGCCACAGCAACGAUGACUUCGAGGCCUGGACUACCUUCCGGACGCGUGCCUCCUCCGACGCCUCCACCCUCUCUGGCCGUCGCUCUCCCUUCUUGGAACAGGACAUCGACCUAUCAGAGGCCGACGUCCAUAUGGGCUACCCUGGAGGGGUGGGGCCUAAGAUUACCUCCAUGGCCACCCUGCCCAGCCUAUCAGAAGUGGGCCUGGCCGGCUCCAUGGGGGGUCAUCAUCAUGGUCACCAUGGAACAGAGAAUGUCAUGGAGAGUCUCCUUGACAACCUCAACCUGCUGUCCCCCAAGAAUCAAGGCCAGCUGGUGGUAUGUGGCGGGCCUGGGUCCGGGCCCGACUCCUCCCGGUCCUCCCCCUCCUCCAUGCUUCAGAACAGCCCCUAUAGCUCACCCUCCAUGAACCCCCAACCCCAACAGCAGGACUACAGGAAGUGCCUCUAUGGCCAGGCUGGGCCAGGCAUGAACAGCCCGCAUCUCUCCCCCAUCCCCAUGCAGACGCUGCCAGAGAGCAAGCCUCCAGGGUCCUUUGCACCCUUCCGGAGCCAUUACAACUGCCCUGCUGGGCUCCUUAAGGAGCUGCUGACCUCUGACGUAGCUGACCCCCGUGGUGGGGGUGGGGGUGGUGGGGAGGCCAUGCCCACCAUGGAGACAGUAGUGUCCCAGUCAGGGAGAGGGCGAGGAGGAGGAGGGCGGAUGCUGCCAAACUACAGCAGCCAGGGGCAGGUGGGACAGGUGGGGGGGCACGGAGGGGUGAAGAUGAUGAGACCCCCUCCUCAGCAACACCCACAACACCCUCAGUCUCACACUCAAAAUCCACACCCUCACCCUCACCUGCAGCCUUUCCACAGCCAGGGCCAGUGCCCUCCCCUAUCUCGGCCCUCCAUGAACGGCUGUGGCCUGAUUCCCCUGACCAGCCUCAACCACGCUGGAGGCCCAGCCCGUCUAGCCAGCCUCAGGACACACAUCCACCAGCUACAGCAGCGGCCCCACAGUGGUGGUGGUCACCCAGUCUCAGGCCAUCACAACCACAGUCCCCACCACAGCGGAGCUCCUCCACCCAGCUACGGCAGCAGUGCUAAUGGUUAUGGGAGGCCAGGUCCAGGUCCCAGCUCUGCUCAUCCCCAGUCCCACCAUCACCACCACCACCAUCAUCAGGAGAGGCUGCCUAGUGAUCUAGACGACAUGUCCAUCGAGAGGUUUGAGUGUGACAUGGAGUCUGUUCUUCAUGACACGCUGAUGGAUGGAGACUCGUUGGACUUCAACUUUGACCCCAUGGUGACCACCCAGGGGUUUAGUCAGGGAGUUGGGGUGAAGACCACCACACACAGCUGGGUGUCUGGCUAAGACACACACACACACCUCUCCGACUCAGAGCAGA
Molecule: messenger RNA, 2567 nt
Organism: Salvelinus fontinalis (brook trout)
Lineage: Eukaryota; Metazoa; Chordata; Actinopteri; Salmoniformes; Salmonidae
Product: forkhead box protein O1-A-like
Exons: 3
Coding region: 305-2533 (742 amino acids)
Biological process (GO): regulation of transcription by RNA polymerase II
Cellular component (GO): nucleus
Molecular function (GO): DNA-binding transcription factor activity, RNA polymerase II-specific; RNA polymerase II cis-regulatory region sequence-specific DNA binding
Source: RefSeq, a predicted model, not a curated record